Messenger RNA from Mangifera indica (mango), 1286 nucleotides. RefSeq lists its product as uncharacterized. The transcript has 7 exons. NCBI's taxonomy places the organism in Eukaryota, Viridiplantae, Streptophyta, Magnoliopsida, Sapindales, Anacardiaceae. Bases 361 to 1125 code for a protein of 254 amino acids. The record is from RefSeq and is a predicted model, not a curated record.
AAAGCAACUUGCCCAAUAGAGUCAUUAGGCUUUUCCUGCUUUUACGGAAAUUACAGAAGCGCAGAGGAGAAGAGGGAGAAGAGAGAAAGGAUUAAAAAAAAAAAAACAGUGAGGGAAAAGAAAUAGAAAGAAGAAGACGAAGGAGCCGAGGAAAUUGAUAGAAAAAUACGCAUAAGGUGAGAAGAAAGAAAAAUUCGUAGAAAAUCCUAACACUGGUUUUGGAUCUAUUCAAAUCUGACAUCUUCAAGACUGUAUCAAACAGUGACUUCACUCAAAGUUGUGCCACAAUAUAGCAUCUUCAAUCCUGUGUCUGAAGCAUAGUGUGUUUCUACAGGCCCAGGAGUUCUCCACUUUUUAAUCAUGUCUCUAAACGUGGAUAUACAUGAAGAUACAGCAGAGCCACUUUCCCCGGAAAAUAGAGAUCUAAGGGAUGAAACUAAUUCAUUUUCAACAAGUAUUGAAAUUCAAGGGCAUAAUGGAUAUAGAGAAUCACCACAACCUAAUGAUGGAAAGCUUGCUAAAUUCUUUUAUAAUAUGGAGUCAAUCGUUUUACGAAAGAACAUUUACGCAGAGUGGCAUUUUCUGGUCCUGAGAUGGAUCGUAAAUAUUUUGACUUCUAACUACUUACACAUGCUGGUGGUGAACGAUGGUAAAAUGUGCCUUCAAUUGAACAAGGAAAUUAGUACUAUGGUCAUUGUUUGUCAAAUGCUAUUUGAUUUUUACUAUAUGGCCUUAGUAAUUAUCAAAUUGUGCAUUGAUUUACGCUCGAAGGCAAGGAAAAGGAAAUAUUUGUGGCUCAUAUUCCUCGUUGACCUUUUAUGCGUUCUUCCAGUCGUACAGGUGCUGCUGCUUUUGCAUUUCAAUGAACAAUGGACAAGAGUGAACUUUAUGUUGGUAUUCGACCUCUUUCUUGUCCAAUAUGCGCUGAGGAUAAUCCGAAUGUUUCCGCUGAGACUUGGAGCAAGAACUGUAGCAAACAACCCAACUGAUUACUUUGGGAUACUGAUUUUGGAAGCGGGAAGUUUUCCUGUAUGUUAUUUGCAGGCUGCCACUCCUAGUAUCUCCAAAUCAAAAGAGGCAACACACAGCAGACACUACUCUGACAUCAGAAGGCAACUAGGGUGACCAAAGCUGAAAGCACAUUUGAGAACACCAGACCACGGCCACAACAGAAAAGCAGCAUCCCAGAUUUAGCAAUUUGAGAGCAGAAUAACAGAACCAUAGGAAUAACAACUAAGGAACAUCACUGGAACUUAAACAGGAAGCCAAGCAAAGACAGCGUGCAC